CCGAUCCAUAGUCAAUUUAUCCCAUUCUUAGAGCACCUGUCCACGAUUAUUAUGGAGGAAGAAGACUCCUGGAUAAAUUUUUUCUUCUCUGGCAAUCCUCCAGAGUUCGUGAAUGAAAUCAAGGCCGAUCAACAGUUCCGACCUUUCUGUUCUCGAGAUGACGCUUGGAAACUACGAGGCCUGGCCGAUAAGACAAGACCGAUAGACGAGACCAGGAUACAAGUUCUCUGGCUUCUGAUCAAUGGACAUAGAAGAUACGUUGGCAAUGUGUUUCCCGAUUAUACAAAGAGGGAGGCCAUGUCGCAGCUUUACCGGCUCAGGGUAUCGAAGCGCCAGAUCCCCCAGAUGAUAGACAAUGCUGUGCUCAACUUUGAUAGGUUCGUCCGAGAAGCUCGGGCAUAUACCCAGAUUGACCGAUUCUGUUCCCGCCGGGAAAGAAUAUAUUUCCCUAAAUUCCAUGGUAUAGUUACCGACAUGCAAAGAGAUAGGUUCUUGUCAGGAUAUGUUCAUCAGCGAGCGGUCGUGCUGGAAGCCAUUAUACCGAAGUUGUCUUCUCGGCGUAUCCUUGCUGAGCGCGGCUCUCAAUUACCAGAAAUCUCCUUGGAGGCGCUUGCGAAGCUGUCCUUAAGCUCAUUUGAGCGCGACUGGUAUAUAUCUUUGCUAAACGACCGCCUUCGUCGCCUGGAUGCCUUACAUCGACUGGGGGUCACUCAUGGAGACGUCCAGGACUGGCAUUUUAGAGUUCCUGGUGACUUUUAUGAUACAGUCUUAUAUGACUUCUCUGAGGCGUACACAGUCUCUCCCAAGUGGCCUUUCCGGAUAAAUCAUGGCAAACCUCGGCCGUUGAGAGGCAUAGCAAAGGGCGAACGUGAGAUAGUUAGCAUGCACAUUGAAGAACGAGCUGGCACCCGUGAUUUCCGUUCUCAUCUUGCCCACCUGAGUUCAGAGAACACCGUUGAUGAUGCGCUCUGGCAGUCGCUGUACGCGGAGAAGGAGUCGCUGGAGUUGAUUAUAUUCAAAGUUCGCCAUCGCCCAGAUUACUUUUCGAUGCCUACGCUGAAUUCCGUUUUCCCUUUCCUAGAGGCGGUUUGUCCACCAUCUGACCCUGGCUUAUCCGCCGAGGCCGGCUUUUGCAGCAUUACGAAUCAGUCUGGGCGGUUUCCCGAUUCGAUGAAAACCAGGCCGCGUCUAUUCUAUUCGAUGGCGAAGUGGAGUUUGAAACAGACGAUUUGCGUGGUAGAUCCUAUUUUAUGCUUUGCUUAAUACCAAAGUCGUGGAAUCUAUCAUGGAAGACGGAUCAUGAAUCAAGUUCGGAGGAUACAGGACCAAGUCACCAGCUACGACAAGCUUGUUCGCUUGCCUUGUCUGAGCGUUCGGGGCAGAUCUUUGGCCGUAGCGAAUUUCUGGAAGUUGGCAAGCAAGACAAAGAAUUUGAGCCGAGUGAGCAUGUAUAGUCUACGGAUUAUGCUAUAUUAUGAACUACAUCCAAACACCAUCCUUGAGUAUCUGUUUGGCGGUUUUGUUAAACUAGAAUUCGGUACUCAUCUAGGAGCACAAUAGGAUCAAAAGGCUUGAGGGUGGCUCUUACAAAUCCAGUCGACCGGGUCUCCAAAUCGAUUACCGGAUGCGGAAAGUAUGCCCUAAUCCCCAACUUGCCAAGACCGUUGUGUCCUCAAGUCUUCACCUUAUUACUGAGUCC
Molecule: messenger RNA, 1699 nt
Organism: Aspergillus pseudonomiae
Lineage: Eukaryota; Fungi; Ascomycota; Eurotiomycetes; Eurotiales; Aspergillaceae
Exons: 5
Source: RefSeq, a predicted model, not a curated record